CCGAGACUACCGGCGCGGCGUAGACCGCGCAUCGGGCCACAAAGCUUCCCGAAAAGGGAAUAAGCGCUCGGUACGACGGUACUCCAGCUCAACUCAACCCGCGGUUGCUUCCUUAGGUAACUCCCACGUACGACCAAGCAGACCAGCGUGGACGACACCGGCGAGAACGCAUGCCAGCGCAGCGGUUCAAUCGGAAUCAAUCCGCUGCCCCUCGCUUCUGCGCGUGCCCGUCUGCCCCUCCCCGCCUGGUCCCCGCCUUCCACGCCUGCACAGGCAUCGGUGGAUCAUCUUUUCUAUUGAGCCUCGACCUCCCCUCUCGACAGUGACCAGCAGACCGCUUGCGACCAUUUUGUCACGGGGAUUGUGGAAGAUCCGGUUUUCGGAACGAUUGACUUCCUCAGAUGAGUGGCAACGUUCUUGUUGACAAUGCAUGUCUUGAUGGUGCACGCAGACUCGCCCUGUGGUCGUGUGGCAGGUUCGCCUCAUGUUCUAAUCAUACAACCUCAAACACUAAAUACGCCUACUGUGCGAACGGGCUGCACUGCGGAUUCUGGCCAGGAGCUGUCCAGAUUCUAGAUGCAUCCUGCGUCCGGAUUCUGUUUAUCCGCGGACUCGUACAUCCCACAGUCACAGUGACUGCUUCUACUCCAGGCACACUUUAUUUCAUUAUGAUCCUCGUCCUUUCGGUAACAAUGAUGGUUCUCAGCCUCACCAAAGCUCUUUAUUUUGCCGGCUUCAUGCCACCCAUUAGCCACACGUUGCAGACAGUAUUGCUGUCGCACUUCUACCUCAACUUACACGAAGCAAGCGCCAAUCGGGGCGGCAUGCUCUCCGACGCGUCACAGCAACCUGAUCUCCGCUUUGCGCGUAUUGUAGGAACACUUGCGCAGUCCUCCGUAUAUGACGAUCAGAGGAUCUUGGCGCCCGGAGACUCGGAUGUAGAAGACGACCUCGAUGCGGACGAGGAACAGCGGGAACACCGAGAAGCUGAGAGCGAGGUAUCAAUGGUCUCGCGGAGCAGCGCCGUAGACCACGAAUCACAUCCCUCAGGCUGAGGUCAUUUCUGUGAAAGGGUCCCGGAGAUUGGGUCUGUUUCGCGUGU
Molecule: messenger RNA, 1102 nt
Organism: Fomitopsis serialis
Lineage: Eukaryota; Fungi; Basidiomycota; Agaricomycetes; Polyporales; Fomitopsidaceae
Exons: 6
Coding region: 402-1055 (217 amino acids)
Source: RefSeq, a predicted model, not a curated record